UUUCUUUGUUUUUCUUUCUUUUCUUUUCUUUUUUAUAUAUAUUUGUUAUGGCAGCUGAUGAAAAUACCUCUGGUAAACUAGUGAUCUUUGGAACUGUAGCUUGGGAUCAUAUUAACAGAAAAGGAAAACCUGGAAAAAAAGAAGAAGAUACACUUCUUGGUCCUCACUUGGUACGCGAAUUGGUAGAUGUCAGAGUCAAGAGAGUAGCCACUGGACCAAAUUCUUGUCAUUCUUUUGUCAUCACUGAAGAUAAUCAAGUUUGGGGUUUUGGACGAAACGAACGUGGACAGUUAGGUUUAGGACAUAAAGAUAUUGUUGAACUUCCAGUAAACCUUAGUGAACAAGUGGAUGUAUUGAAAAAUAAGAAAAUUGUGAGAAUAGCUACUGGUCGGAAUCAUUCUCUUCUAGUCACUGAUAUUGGCGAAGUAUAUGCUGCAGGUGACAACAAGUUGGGUCAACUAGGUAUUUCUACUCUCAAUGAUCAAACCAAUUUUGCAAAGGUCACAAGUUUGGCAAAUCAUAAAAUCAUUGAUGUUGCUUGUGGUGCUGAAUUCUCUCUAGUUCUCACUGAUAAACAUCAAGUUUAUGCUUUUGGUUCUCAAGAAUAUGGUCAAUUAGGUAAUGGAGAAACUGGACAGUAUAUCAAGUCUGCUGGUCAAAUGAAUACACAACCUCAAUCCAUUCCACUUUUGGUAAAAGCAUUAUCGGAACGCAAGAUUAUUUCUAUUGCAUGUGGUACAAGUCAUUCUCUUGCUAUGGAUGAUGAUGGUUAUGUAUAUUCUUGGGGUUUUGGUGGAUACGGUAGACUUGGACAUGGUGAACAAAAAGACUUAUUGGUACCCAAAGUCAUACCCAAUCUUUCAAAGUCACAUCGUGAAUCACGCGCAACCCAAAUUGCUUGUGGUUCUACUUGUUCUCUUGCAUUAGAUGGAAAUACACAAAUGCUUUUAUGGGGAAAAUGGAAAACCACUGGUGAUGGCAGUUCUGGACAACCAUGGAUGAAUCCACGUUACCUAUAUGAUCUCAAUGGAUGGAAUUUACGCUGUAUUGCUGCUGGUGAUCGUAGUCUCUUUGCUUUGGCGGAAGAUGAAAAGUCAACUAUCGCAUGGGGUCAAGUCCUCAAUGGAGAACUAGGUUUUGGUGAAGAUUCUCCCAAUAAAAGUGCCACUACCCCACAAAAGGUUGAACCAUUAGAAGGUAUCAAAUCACUACAAGUAUCUUGUGGAUUAGGUCAUACUUUACUUAUCGUACAACCUGAUAGUGAACUUGUUCCAGAAUUACCCAAAUGGCCCAUUUUACCGGAGACUGACGACUGGUGCGUGAAAUGUCACAAGGAAGACAACGAAGAACAACUUUUAUUAUGUGAUAAAUGUGAUAAACCAAUGCAUUCUUAUUGCGCUAAUCCUCCUCUGAAAGAAAUCCCUGAUGGCGAAUGGUAUUGUGAUACUUGUCAUCCUCCUCUCAGUGAAUCAAAAAGUAGGAAACGAACUGCUAGUCAGGAAACAACGACUGGAAAGAAAAAGUCAAAAACAACUUGAUAGAAAGAAACUGUGUUUUUUUUUUUUUUUGACUCCUAAUCAGGCUUUUCUCCCCACCCCUUUAUUAUUAUUUUUUUCUUUUAUUUUUUAUUCAUUGACCUAUCACCAAAUAAAUAAAAAAAAAGAAUGCUUUUUUUUUUUCUGUCUUUUUU
This is a messenger RNA of Halteromyces radiatus, 1690 nucleotides long. RefSeq names its product regulator of chromosome condensation 1/beta-lactamase-inhibitor protein II. Bases 48 to 1538 code for a protein of 496 amino acids. Lineage: Eukaryota; Fungi; Mucoromycota; Mucoromycetes; Mucorales; Cunninghamellaceae. The record is from RefSeq and is a predicted model, not a curated record. The transcript has 11 exons.